Penicillium verhagenii is the source of this 1296-nucleotide messenger RNA. Its product is annotated as serine incorporator domain-containing protein. Bases 1 to 1296 code for a protein of 431 amino acids. Lineage: Eukaryota; Fungi; Ascomycota; Eurotiomycetes; Eurotiales; Aspergillaceae. Gene Ontology annotation, cellular component: membrane. The transcript has 2 exons. The record is from RefSeq and is a predicted model, not a curated record.
AUGGCGACGAGAAUCGCUUAUGCCUUCAUCCUUUUAAUCAACUCGAUUGUUUCCUGGAUUAUGCUCACACCAUGGGCGUUGAAGAAAUUGCAACACUUAACGCUUGAUUAUAUGGAGAUUCGCUGCGACGGCAAAGAAUGUCAUGGCUGGGUUGCUGUGCAUCGCAUCAACUUCGGUCUCGGUCUCUUUCACUUGAUUUUCGCCCUCCUCUUACUUGGUGUUAAAAACACUCGAGAUACUCGCGCCGCACUUCAGAACGGAUUCUGGGGACCGAAGAUCAUUCUCUGGCUGGCCUUUGUUGUCAUGUCAUUCUUCAUCCCCGAAUCUUUCUUCUUUGUAUACGGAAACUACAUCGCCUUCUUCUGUGCCAUGCUUUUCCUCCUCUUGGGCCUGAUCCUUUUGGUGGAUCUUGCGCAUUCAUGGGCUGAGUUGUGUCUACAGAAGAUUGAAGAUAAUGACUCGCGGUUGUGGCGCGGUCUGCUCGUUGGCUCUACCCUCGGCAUGUACUUGGCAUCUAUUGUCAUGACGGUCUUAAUGUUCAUCUUCUUUGCUCGGGGUUCAUGCUCCAUGAACCAGGCUGCGAUUUCGAUCAACCUUAUUCUGUUCCUGAUUGUCUCGUUUGUUUCCGUGCAACCUGCUGUGCAGGACUCCAACCCUCGCGCGGGCUUAGCUCAGGCUGCCAUGGUCACAGUUUACUGCACAUAUUUGACACUUUCCGCUGUAUCGAUGGAACCCGAUGACAAAAACUGCAACCCCUUGGUUCGCUCCACCAGUACCAGAACUGUUACCGUCGUUUUGGGUGCCAUUGUCACUAUGGCCACCAUUGCAUACACUACCACGCGUGCUGCUACUCAAGGUAUUGCACUGGGAUCCAAGGGUGGUCACAGUUACAUUCAGCUGGAUGACGAUGAGCAUGGGCUGGUUACGCAGCAACCUAACACCCGUCGCGAGAUGCGGGCAGAGGCUCUCCGAGCUGCGGUUGAAAGCGGCAGUCUGCCGGCUAGCGCCCUAGAUGACGAUGACGAUGAGGACGAAUUUGAGACCAGCAGCAAAGACGAUGAACGUGGCUCGACACAGUACAGCUACACACUUUUCCACAUCAUCUUCUUCCUUGCUACUACCUGGGUGGCCACCUUGUUGGCGCAAGGACUGCAGGUUGAUACAACUGACGUUGACUUCGCGCCCGUGGGUCGGACAUACUGGGCGAGCUGGGUGAAAAUCAUUAGUUCCUGGGUGUGCUACGCGAUUUAUUUGUGGACAUUGGUCGCACCGCUUGUGUUGCCCGAUCGCUUUUGA